AUGGUCCUUUUGCUGUUCCUUGCAAUCCUGUUAUUGAAGGAAGAUGUCUGUGGGAACUUUGGGCUUUUGGUUUCUGCACAGGCCAAUGAAAGAAGGGUGGUUGCACACAUGCCUGGUGAUAUUAUCAUUGGAGCUCUAUUCUCUGUCCACCAUCAACCAACUGUUGACAAGGUUCAUGAGAGGAAAUGUGGAGAGGUAAGAGAGCAGUAUGGCAUUCAGAGAGUGGAGGCAAUGCUACAUACCCUUGACAGAAUUAAUUUGGACCCCACACUGUUGCCAAAUAUAACGCUAGGAUGUGAAAUAAGGGACUCCUGCUGGCAUUCUGCUGUGGCUCUGGAACAGAGCAUUGAGUUUAUAAGGGACUCUCUUAUUUCAUCAGAAGAAGAGGAAGGGAUGGUGCGAUGUGUGGAUGGAUCUUCAUCGUCUUUCCGCUCCAAGAAACCCAUUGUUGGUGUCAUUGGACCUGGUUCUAGCUCAGUUGCUAUCCAGGUCCAGAACUUGUUACAGCUUUUCAAUAUACCUCAGAUUGCUUAUUCUGCCACAAGCAUGGACCUAAGUGACAAAACUCUGUUCAAGUAUUUUAUGAGAGUUGUGCCAUCUGAUGCGCAGCAAGCACGAGCUAUGGUGGACAUUGUCAAGCGCUAUAACUGGACCUAUGUUUCUGCUGUACAUACUGAAGGGAACUAUGGUGAAAGUGGAAUGGAAGCUUUCAAAGAUAUGGCGGCCAAGGAAGGGAUCUGCAUUGCACAUUCCUACAAGAUCUAUAGCAAUGCUGGUGAACAAAGCUUUGACAAGCUUCUUCGAAAGCUUCGGAGCCACCUGCCCAAGGCAAGAGUAGUUGCCUGCUUCUGUGAAGGCAUGACGGUGAGAGGGCUCUUAAUGGCUAUGAGGCGCCUGGGACUUGCUGGAGAAUUUUUGCUGCUGGGCAGUGAUGGCUGGGCAGACAGGUACGAUGUGACAGACGGGUAUCAGCGUGAAGCUGUUGGUGGAAUAACAAUCAAGCUCCAGUCUCCUGACGUGAAAUGGUUUGAUGAUUACUACCUACAGCUUAGGCCAGAAACCAAUCACCGAAAUCCAUGGUUUCAGGAAUUUUGGCAACACAGGUUCCAGUGCCGGUUGGAAGGGUUUCCUCAGGAGAACCCUAAAUACAACAAGACUUGCACAAGCCAGAUGACUCUGAGGACGCAGCACGUUCAGGACUCCAAGAUGGGCUUUGUAAUCAACGCAAUAUACUCGAUGGCGUACGGCCUCCACAACAUGCAGAUGUCGCUGUGCCCAGGCUACGUGGGCCUCUGUGAUGCCAUGAAACCCAUAGAUGGUCGGAAGCUCCUGGAAUCCCUGAUGAAGACUAACUUUACCGGGGUCUCUGGGGACAUGAUCUUGUUUGAUGAGAAUGGUGACUCGCCAGGAAGAUAUGAAAUCAUGAAUUUUAAGAAAAUGGGGAAGGACUACUUUGAUUAUAUCAAUGUUGGCAGCUGGGACAAUGGUGAGCUGAAAAUGGACGAUGAUGAAAUAUGGUCAGAGAAAAAUAAUAUCAUCAGAUCUGUGUGCAGUGAACCCUGUGAAAAAGGCCAGAUAAAGGUGAUCCGUAAAGGAGAAGUGAGUUGCUGUUGGACCUGUACUCCUUGUAAAGAGAAUGAAUAUGUAUUUGAUGAAUACACAUGCAAAGCCUGCCAGCUGGGCUCCUGGCCCAACGACGACCUCACAGGUUGUGACCUCAUCCCUGUCCAGUAUCUCAGAUGGGGUGAUCCCGAACCAAUUGCAGCAGUUGUUUUUGCAUGUCUGGGUCUGCUGGCCACCUUGUUUGUUACAGCUAUAUUCAUAAUGUACCGUGAUACUCCAGUGGUCAAAUCAUCCAGCCGAGAACUUUGCUACAUCAUUCUAGCCGGCAUCUGCUUGGGUUACUUAUGCACUUUCUGUCUCAUUGCAAAACCUCAACAGAUUUACUGUUACCUUCAACGAAUUGGCAUCGGCCUCUCCCCAGCUAUGAGUUAUUCUGCUCUAGUAACCAAAACCAACCGCAUUGCAAGAAUCCUGGCUGGCAGCAAGAAGAAAAUUUGUACAAAGAAACCUAGGUUCAUGAGUGCCUGCGCCCAACUGGUUAUUGCAUUUAUCUUGAUAUGUAUACAAUUAGGCAUAAUUGUUGCCCUCUUUAUAAUGGAGCCACCAGACAUAAUGCAUGAUUACCCAAGCAUCCGAGAGGUCUACCUGAUUUGUAACACCACCAACUUGGGUGUUGUAACUCCCCUUGGAUAUAAUGGAUUAUUAAUUUUGAGUUGCACCUUUUAUGCAUUUAAGACAAGAAAUGUUCCAGCUAAUUUCAAUGAAGCAAAGUAUAUUGCCUUUACAAUGUAUACCACCUGCAUCAUUUGGCUGGCUUUUGUGCCAAUAUAUUUUGGAAGCAACUACAAGAUAAUAACCAUGUGUUUCUCAGUGAGUCUGAGUGCCACGGUGGCCCUUGGCUGUAUGUUUGUGCCCAAGGUCUAUAUCAUCCUUGCUAAGCCUGAAAGGAAUGUACGCAGCGCAUUCACCACAUCGACUGUGGUCCGCAUGCAUGUAGGGGAUGGAAAGUCAUCUUCAGCUGCAAGCCGCUCAAGCAGCCUGGUGAACCUGUGGAAAAGAAGGGGAUCAUCUGGUGAAACCCUUAGGUACAAAGGCAGGAGACUGGCCCCGCACAAGUCGGAAAUAGAGUGUUUCACCCCAAAAGGGAGUAUGGGGAAUGGUGGGAGAGCUACAAUGACCAGUGAAGAAUCUGUUUGCAUUCCAGACUGUAAUCGAUCUGAGUCAAGUAGAGAGGAGAAAAAGGUUCCUGUUAAAGAGGAUGCCCUAACAGUCAAAAAGACUGGAAACUGUGUCAGUCUAAUAGUUCCACAGCAAGACUGUCAGCUGCAAGACCUACUCAAACACUCUAAUGGGAAAUCAGUGUCCUGGGCCCAGAACGAGAAAAGCAGCAGAGGAGCACACCUUUGGCAGCGGUUGUCAAUCCACAUCAACAAAAAAGAGAACCCCAAUCAAACUGCAGUGAUCAAGCCUUUUUCUAAAAGCACAGAUAGUAGCCGACAUAGUAGCAGCGCUACAUUUCCUGAGGCCAGUGCCAAAACGCUUUACGACGUUUCAGAAGCGGAAGAGCAAUACCCAGCUCAGUACCGACCGCAGACUCCCUCACCUAUCAGCACCCUGAGCCACAGAACUGCCUCCGUUAGCCGAACAGAAGAUGAUGCCCCUACCUUCCAGUCAGAGCCUCCUCAGCGAAGUAGCUCCUCUCAAGGUUCCCUCAUGGAGCAGAUCAGUAGCGUGGUUACUCGCUUUACAGCCAAUAUCAGCGAGCUGAACUCUAUGAUGCUUUCAACAGCCACUCCAGGGACAAUGGUGGCCACUCCUCUCUGCUCUUCGUACCUGAUUCCACGGGAAAUCCAGCUCCCUACGACGAUGACCACCUUUGCAGAGAUCCAACCGCUUCCUGCCAUUGAAGUCAACGGCGCUUCGCAGUCAGCUAGGAAACCUUCAAAUGGCAGCAUCAAAGAAGGCACUUCAGAGACCCCAUCAGCCAAGCAAGACCUUGAGGAGUUGGUAGCUUUAACUCCUCCUUCUCCUUUUAGAGACUCCAUCGAUUCUGGAAGUGCAUCUCCCAGCUCUCCGGUUUCCGAAUCAGCUCUCUGUAUCCCAUCCUCCCCAAAGUAUGACACGCUCCUCAUCAGAGAUUAUACUCAAAGUUCUUCUUCGCUGUGA
This is a messenger RNA of Gavia stellata (red-throated loon), 3729 nucleotides long. It is a transcript of the gene GRM5, whose product is annotated as glutamate metabotropic receptor 5. The transcript has 10 exons. Gene Ontology annotation, molecular function: adenylate cyclase inhibiting G protein-coupled glutamate receptor activity; G protein-coupled receptor activity involved in regulation of postsynaptic membrane potential. The record is from RefSeq and is a predicted model, not a curated record. Gene Ontology annotation, cellular component: postsynaptic density membrane. Gene Ontology annotation, biological process: trans-synaptic signaling by endocannabinoid, modulating synaptic transmission; G protein-coupled glutamate receptor signaling pathway; regulation of synaptic transmission, glutamatergic. Bases 1 to 3729 code for a protein of 1242 amino acids. Lineage: Eukaryota; Metazoa; Chordata; Aves; Gaviiformes; Gaviidae.